AUGGGAUCUUUGCAGAGAGUCGUUGUUGUUUACGGUGCCACCGGCACACAAGGCCGGGCCGUGGCUCUGUCUUUGCUUAAGAGCCGACAGAAUUUCACUGUUCGGGCACUGACCCGCAAUCCUGAAUCUGAAAAUGCCCAAGAGCUGGCGAAGUUGGGUGCUGAAGUAGUAAAGGCGGAUGGGUUCAACGACGAUAGCAUGAAAGCAGCUCUAACAGGUGCCUGGGGCUUUUGGCUUAAUACACACCACCAUGAUCCGUCGGUCACAACCCCCGGUGGUCCUACCGAUGAAGAUCUUGGACGGCGACUUGUGACCAUUGCGGCUCAAGCUGGUGUCAAGGUCUUUAUUUACAGUACCUGCGAAUCACCAGAUAAGUUCACAAAUGGAAAAGCACCUGUUCCUGGUAUGGAUGCAAAGCACCGUGUGGAACUAUUUGCACGAGAAUUCAAGGAGUUUGAUUCCGUUAUUGGGGCUUUCCCUGGCUGGUAUUUCGAGAAUCUCAUUACUCCUAUCUAUGCACAGUCAUUUGGUGGAUUUCCCUUGUACCCGGAUGCAGAAGGAUUCCUUACCUUCACCAGCCCUCUUGUGGGAGGCGAGGGAAAGGUACAAACUGUGUCUAUCGCAGACGAUUUUGGCGAAAUGGUUCAUGGGAUGUUUUUGAACCCCGAGAAGUGGAAAAAUCAGACUAUUCAGUGUCUGAGUGAAGCUUUCACCUACGAAGAUAUGGUAAAGACAUUUACCGAAGGCAAGUUGUGCAACAUACCUUCAAUUUGUUUGACUUUCGAGACCUUGCAAAACAUGCUAAUUAUUUAUAUAGUCACCGGAAAGAAAGCUCGCUACGUUCCGAUGGCUUCGUAUAUGGACUUCCCAACCCAUGAUAACACCGUUCUUAUCGAGCUUCGAGACGUCUUCAGAUACACACAGCACAACAAUGGUCAGUUCUUUGGUAACGCAGACAAUGUCAUCACUUGUCAGCACCUCAAGGAUGAAGCCCGGCGCGACAAGGGCCUGCCACAAGAGCCUGUCAUCAGCAUGAGAGAUUACUUGAUCAACCAUUAUGGGAACAAAGUGUAA
Molecule: messenger RNA, 1074 nt
Organism: Penicillium canescens
Lineage: Eukaryota; Fungi; Ascomycota; Eurotiomycetes; Eurotiales; Aspergillaceae
Product: NmrA/HSCARG family protein
Exons: 4
Coding region: 1-1074 (357 amino acids)
Source: RefSeq, a predicted model, not a curated record